Molecule: messenger RNA, 507 nt
Organism: Vicia faba (fava bean)
Lineage: Eukaryota; Viridiplantae; Streptophyta; Magnoliopsida; Fabales; Fabaceae
Source: the annotation of a GenBank genome assembly
AUGCCCCAGCAAGAGUUGAACUCGGGUCUUAAGGAGUUCGAAAAGCUUCGGGGUUUUGCAAAGAAAAUCGGAGAUUCUGUGAGGUUUGGGGAGGUUGAUUUGUAUGAGGAAUGUGAACAGAUGGUGAUUCAUAGAGAUGUGAAAGCUGGGAGUGCGCUUUUGGAUUGUGAGAUGAAUGCGAGGUUGGGUGAUUUUGGUUUGGCGAAGCUUUAUGAUCGUGGUGAGAAUCCGAACACAACGAGGGUGGUUGGGACUUUGGGAUAUUUAGCGCCGGAGUUAACGAGGACGGGGAAGCCGACGAAGAGGUAUGAUGUGUUUGCGUUUGGUGCAUUGUUGUUGGAGGUGGUUUGUGGGAGGAGAAAUAGGAUUUUUUGUAUACGAUAUCGUCGGUCGGUGAUGACAUGGACGGUGGGUUUCGGUUUUUGGAUGGCAGGUUGCAUUGAUUUUGCAGAUUAUUGGUUUUUGGAUGGCAGGUUUGAUUUUGCAGAUUGUAUGGUUUUUGACUAG